Molecule: messenger RNA, 4632 nt
Organism: Musa acuminata AAA Group (dessert banana)
Lineage: Eukaryota; Viridiplantae; Streptophyta; Magnoliopsida; Zingiberales; Musaceae
Product: serine/threonine-protein kinase RUNKEL-like
Exons: 10
Coding region: 105-4196 (1363 amino acids)
Biological process (GO): protein phosphorylation; phragmoplast assembly; cytokinesis by cell plate formation
Molecular function (GO): protein kinase activity; ATP binding; microtubule binding
Source: RefSeq, a predicted model, not a curated record
CUCCUUUUGCGUUUCGCCCCUCCGCUCUUCCCCUCGUUUUAACUCGUCCCUUCGUCCCCAACGCUCAACCUUGAGUGCCGAACCCUAUCCCAUCCUAUCCCGGCAUGAAUAACUACCAUAUCUACGAGGCGAUCGGGCGUGGAAAGCAUUCGGUGGUUUACAAAGGAAGAAAGAAGAAGACGAUCGAGUAUUAUGCGAUCAAGAGCGUGGAGAAGUCCCAGAGGUCGAAGAUACUUCAAGAAGUACGGAUGCUUCACUCGCUGAACCAUCCAAAUGUAUUGAGGUUUUAUUCUUGGUAUGAAACCUCUGCCCACUUGUGGCUGGUACUCGAAUAUUGCGUUGGUGGAGAUAUCUUGGCAUUAUUGAAGCAGGAUGGCCAGCUUCCUGAAAAUUCCAUUCAUGACUUAGCCUCUGACUUGGUGAAAGCUCUCCAGUUCUUGCAUUCGAAAGGAAUAAUUUAUUGCGAUCUAAAGCCAUCAAACAUUUUACUAGAUGAGUUUGGUUGUGUCAAGCUUUGUGAUUUUGGGUUGGCAAGGCGAUUAUGCGACAUAGAGAAAGGCUCUCUUGCAAUGCUGCCUCAAGCAAAGCGUGGAACUCCCUGUUAUAUGGCUCCUGAGUUGUUUCAGGAUGAUGGUGUCCACUCCUAUGCUUCUGAUUUGUGGGCACUGGGAUGUGUUUUAUAUGAAUGCUAUGCUGGAAGGCCUCCUUUCAUAAAAAAUGAGUUUACACAGUUAGUAAAGUCCAUCAUUUUGGAUCCUGCACCACCUCUCCCUGGGAACCCAUCCAGCUCAUUUGUGAAUCUCAUAAACUCAUUGUUAAUGAAAGAUCCAGCUGAAAGACUGGCAUGGCCUGAACUUUGUGAGCAUAGCUUUUGGAGAACAAAAUUCUCUUCUGUGUCUCUACCUCCUCAUCCUGCUUUUUCUAAUAUGCUUCAACUCUCUGUUAAGCCAUAUUUGUCAGAGAGAAAUGGCGAGAAAUCUUCUCAACAAAGGACACCUCAAAAGCGCCAAGAAAGUAAAAUGGUCAGAGGUUAUAAACAAGAUGAGAAUUCGAAUUCGGGUAAUAAGGCUUUUGAUACUUCACUUAAGAAUGCACAGAAUAGCAGAAAAAAUAGUACAAAACAUGGUGGGAAACUUGAAGCUGCAAAGGGCAUAAAUCUUGUUAGGUUGUCAAGGAUGGCCAAGUUGAAUUUACAGAGGGAAAAUGAGAAGCAAAACUACAGGCGUCCUCUGCUGGAAACAUGUGAGAAUAAUGCUGAAGUGAAAAUUGAGAAUAAUGACAUGGAACUCAAUUUUAGUGAGAAUCCUGAUGAUGACUUAUCUGAUGAUGCUGAUGGAUCUGAGAAUCCUUCUUGUAUACCUGUUGUAGAUUUACAAAGCCCAAAUAUUGAUGAAAAAAUUGAAGAGAUAGAGCAGAAUAUGAAUCAAUUAAAUGCUGCUGUUGACAAUUUUGUCGACAAUGGGCCUGAUGAUUCCAAGAAACCAGUGCAAGAAGCUUGUUCAGAACAGCUCGAAGUGGCUGCUACGCCACCUAACAGCAGCAACAGGAAAUUUCAGCAAGCAAAAGUAACUGCCGGAAGUGCAGCGGAUUUAGACUCGUCUAGCUCAUCUAAUACUUUAUUUGAAGCAUUUUGGCAUCCAUCAGAUCUCUCAGUAAAGCCAGUGAUGCCUAGUAGAAAAAGUGAUAAAGUUGCAGAUGCUGUUCUAAAUCUUCCUUUUGAAUCUGUUCCUGCAUGUGAUUAUGUUAAGCUACCGACAGAGAAAUUGAAUGCAAUUAAUAGUAUGAUUGUUCAUAUCUUAACUGGAACCUCUCAAGUUUCAGAGAAGCAGAAUACAAUCAGAUACUUGGAAAUUCUAAGUGGAAAUAGUGAUGCUGCAAAUAUCAUAAUCAAUGGACCAGUGAUGUUGUUGCUUGUGAAAAUUCUGCGGCUUUCGAAGGUGUCUGCUGUGCGUGUUCAGGUUGCUUCUGCAAUGGGUCUUUUGAUUCGGCAUUCAACAUUUAUUGAAACAGAACUGGCAAAUUCUGGAAUUAUAAAUUCACUGAUGGAUGGACUAAGGGACAAACAUGACAAAGUAAGAAGGUUUUCUAUGGCUGCUCUAGGAGAGCUGCUUUUCUACAUCUCUACUCAAAAUGAUCACAGUGCCAAGGAUAACAACAUUAGUGAGUCUCCAUCUAAGGAGAGCAGAUCUAUGUCUUGUUGGCAGGUUCCUAAUACUGUUAUUGCAUUGGUCUCAUCCAUCUUGCGGAAGGGAGAGGAUGAUGUUGCCCAACUUUAUGCUUUAAGAGCAAUUGAGAACAUAUGUAGUCAAGGAGGGGACUGGGCAUCUCGUUUUGCUAGUCAGGAUGUUAUAGGAAACCUCUGUUAUAUAUAUAAGGCUGCAGGGAAGCAGGAAAACACAAGGCUUAUUGCCGGAUCUUGUUUAGUUCGUCUUGCUCGUUUCUGCCCAUCAUGCAUACAGUAUGUGUUUGAUAAGUUGUCAUUCAAGGACACAGCAUCUGCAGUAAUCAAGGGCAACCCACGCGAGCAACAGAUUAGUCUAAAUCUUCUUAUUAUGUCAAUUUUAAGUAUGCCUAUGCUGACAAACAUGAACAGACAUUUACUUUCGUUGGCGGAAGAAAAACACAUGGUGCCUGGUCUUAUAUCACUUAUCGAGCAGGGGGCUGAAGCUUUACGUGGAAAAGCACUUCUAUUUGUAGGUCUUCUUUGUAAGAACAGCCGUAAAUGGCUUUCUCAGUUCCUUAGCAAUUUGAAGUUACUCUCUUUAGUUGAUAGAUUGGGGAAAGAGAAAGAUGGAUUCAUUCAGCAAUGUGUGGAAGCAUUUGUGCAUCUUGUUGCAACUAUAGUCCCAGGAAUCCUUGAUACUGUGUCUGGUGAUAUGCAACAGAUGAUGGGUGGUAAACGUCAUGGUCCUAUUGCUGCUUUGACUGGACGAACGAAUCCAAAGAGCAGCGCUCAUGUGCUUCCAGUUAUUCUUCAUCUUCUUGGAAGCUCUUCCUUUAAACACAGAGUGGUGAGCAGUCACGUCUUGCUCCAGUUAGCAAAUCUGAUCAAACUCCUACAGGUGCCCUUUCAGGGAAGAGAUGAUUUCCAGAUAACGUUACUUCAGGUACUUGAAUUAGUCAUAGAGGAGCCUUCCGUUAUUCUUGAUGACCCCAAGAUAUUUACGGGUCGGAUUCUUCCGGGCCUGGCCAUUAUCUAUAAUGGGAACAAAGAUGGAGAUGCCAGGUUUUUAUGCUUGAAAAUAUUGUUUGAUGUGAUGGUUGCUAUCUUUGAUGACGCUUCAUUAACUAAUGACCAGCAAACAAUUGAGGACUUAAAGUCAAUAUCUCAAACCUAUUUUCUUUCUCUUUACCCGACAUUGAUUGAAGAUGAAGAUCCAAUUCCUAUGUAUGCUCAAAAGCUUCUAGUGAUGCUUAUAGAAUUUGACUAUAUAAAAGUAUCAGAUAUUGUGCACCUGAAAGCAGUUACUCGGUGCUUUGAAUUUUUGCUUGGUGAUCUCUCUAAUGCAAAUGUGAAUGAUGUCAAGCUUUGUCUGGCAUUGACCUCUGCUCCUGAAAUGGAAACUAAACUGUUGUCUCAGCUACAUGUGGUAAGAAGAAUUGGAAAUCUUCUUGAAUUUGUGAAUGCAAAGGAAAUGGAGGAUUUUCUUGAACCAACCUUGGGACUUUGCAAAGCAUUCAUUUUACGUGGAAUUAGCAGCAACAAAGUUACAACUCUUUGCAAAGAACCAGCUCUAUUAUGCAAUAGUGCUUUCAACAUGAGUAUUGCCGUUGACCAACAGCACUGUGUCAAGGAUAUCUGUGACUUUGCCAGCAACCUCACCGUGUUCCUUGAUUUAUUCAGGUACCCUAAAACACAGAUCAUGGAUUUAUCAUCAGAGUGUGUGGUACUGUUACUUAGAGCAGCGCCUAGAGAAGCCACCAUGGGCAUUUUGACAAAUCUUCCAAAAAUUAGCAAUCUUUUGGAAUUCUUAAAUCAUAAUGCCUUUGGCUUACAGAUUCUUCGACUUUUGUAUUCCCUGGUCUUUUCUUGUAGGCAAUACCUUUCUCAGGCAAUGAUCCUAUCAAUACCAAUAACGGCAAUUUUGAGAAUAGAAACACUUCUUUCAUCUCUUAAGAGCUCAGGUAUUCCAGGAAUUUCAGAGGCUGCCAUGAAUUUGACCCUUGAGUUGCAACGACUCCCUCGUUCUCUAUGAGCUCUUUAUAUAUGCCUUGGUAAAGCCAUUCAUUCUGAAUAUUUUGUAUCAUGUUUCAUAUGCCGAUAGUUCCACUACUCAUGGUGGUGUAUGGGAUUCAGGGAUGUCCAGAGCCAAUUUGAUUUAAGAAUGGUCUCCCUUUUGCUUAAUAGACGUGAAGAUCAAAUGUUAUUUCAUGUGAGUUCAACAUGUUCACUGGAUUUACCAGAUAGGUUUAUGUUCUUCAUGUUGGUUGAUCUGGUGAUCUGUAAUUUUUCAUCCUGUAGAAUAUUUGUAUAUUUUUGGUCUCAUAAAUGACUAAUCACAUCAGUCUCAAAUUGUAAAAGAGGGAACCGAGCUUGUGUUAAACCCUAUGAUGACAGUUCACCUCAUCUCCUGCUUGCUUUCUGUAUUUUGCUUCAGUUUUUAAAUAAGUGUGUGGGUUUACAAGAAGCAA